Molecule: messenger RNA, 1746 nt
Organism: Colletotrichum higginsianum IMI 349063
Lineage: Eukaryota; Fungi; Ascomycota; Sordariomycetes; Glomerellales; Glomerellaceae
Product: Wd tetratricopeptide repeat domain-containing protein
Exons: 1
Coding region: 1-1746 (581 amino acids)
Cellular component (GO): nucleus
Molecular function (GO): protein binding
Source: RefSeq, a predicted model, not a curated record
AUGUCUACAGCAAGCACCACAACGACGGGCAAUGAGUCGCCCCUUGACGACGAUGCCUCUCACCGUGCAGACCAUCUCCUCGACCGUCGCCGUCAGCUGACCGACGCGCUGACCAAUCUCCCCUACGACCUGAUUCUCUAUCUUGAGCGCGCCGUCGUUCACUCGGAGCUGGCGUACCCCGACCUCGCCGCCGGUGACGCCUACCGUGCUCUACUUCUGACCGACGAGGUCCUCAACGAGGGCUUCGAGUACCACGACCAAGCCGUCGAAAGUCUCCAGUCACGCCCUCUCGACCCUCUGCCCCUAGUCUUAGACCACGGCCACCUGCUGAAGAUCGGAAGCGACUACGUCGAAGACGAGCCAAAGAACCAGGCUGGCCUGGUGGCGCAGGUCGCCAAGCUAUCCUCCAUACGCGCCUUCCAGAUCCUGUCCCUCAGCCUGCUGCUGUGUGGCUGUCUGAAGAGCGCCUAUGAGUUUUGCGAGCGAGGCUUGGCCCUGGCUCCUGACAACGACGAGCUGCUCCAGACCAUGGGCUAUAUCAAGGACAUGGCCCGCCGGAGACUUCGCAGGAAAGACUUCAACCCCAACGUCCUGCCGGAAUGGGGGCUUGUCCGGAGGGAGGUUUACCCCUGGAACUCGUACGAACCGGACCGCUUCGCACCCGAGUCUCUCGACUUCCUGAACUCGGAACUGGCCAAGUUUGCGCCCAAAUGCGUCGUCCAGGCGUCCGAGCUACCCGUUCUGCUCGAGGCAGCCAGCGACACAGAUGACUACGACAUCAUACCCACUUGCAAGCAGCUGGGCCUUUUCGUUAAGGAUGAUGUCGCGCCGGGGGAGACCGUCUUGGACGAGUACUCGCUCCUGACGGCCAACAACCGCCUCAAGGAGCCCGUCUGCGACGCGUGCAGUUCCAAUUUGCCGCCCUUGGGCACUGAGCCCGCCGCUGUCAACUGCGAUGAGUGCUACGAUACCGUCUUUUGCAGUCAAAAGUGCCACGACCUGGCGCAGGAAACCUAUCAUCCUGCCGUCUGCGACAAGGACGUUGACGCCAUUGCCAAGGACCCCGACGCCUCAGAAGCGGACGAGACCUUGCACCUGUUGCUGCUCGCCCGCGUCCUGGCCAUGUCUAACCAUCAGGAGAUUCACCCCCUGGAUGUUAUGCAGAUGAAGUACAUCUGGGGCGACUUCGUGCCCUCGGCAUCCAACGACAUCGAGAUCACACCCUCUGCGAACCCGCCACCGGAAUGGACAUUGCCCUUCUCAUUUAAGUACAACGUUGAGACGCCCCUGCACAUCCUCGAGAAGAUGGAUGUGGACAUCUACACCACACUCGACAAGCAUGACUUGUGGGUCCUUAAUACCCUCUACAGCAAAUUCCGCGGCACGGCGUCGGCGCGCAAGAACCCUCGAGACGGCCGGCCAGACGUUGCGGCGGUACAUCCUUUUUGGUGUCUUGCCAACCACGACUGCAACCCGAACGUUACAUGGGAGUGGGGUGGACGAAUGUUGCUCUGGGCACGGAAAGAGAAGAUCGUGGGCAACGUCCCGGGAGGACUCAAGGCCGGGGACGAGGUGCUAAACCAUUACUGCGACAUCUCGCUUCCAGUCGAACAGAGAAGAGAAUGGGCCAAGGGAAGUCUCGGUGGAUGGUGCAUGUGUCAACGCUGCCGAGACGAAGCUGCUGCCGCCGCCGCCGGCGAUCGUGCUGCUGGCGACGGUACUGCUGGCGACGACCACGUUGCCUGA